Messenger RNA from Prorocentrum cordatum, 193 nucleotides. The record is from the annotation of a GenBank genome assembly. NCBI's taxonomy places the organism in Eukaryota, Dinophyceae, Prorocentrales, Prorocentraceae.
AUGGACGCGGCCGCACCCAUGGACGCGGACGAGGCCCCCGUGCUGCUGUCCAAGAGCAGCUUCGCGGGCGCGGCCACGCUGAAGGGGGCGCUGAAGGAGGGCGUGCAGCUCCUGGAUCGCCUGGCUGAGCCUGUUCAACGCCAUCCCCUUCUUCUGCGUCUCGCACUCCGUCCGGCAGCUGCUGACCGCGCUG